Messenger RNA from Ochotona curzoniae (black-lipped pika), 1593 nucleotides. RefSeq names its product UDP-glucuronosyltransferase 2B17-like. The transcript is spliced from 6 exons. The record is from RefSeq and is a predicted model, not a curated record. Lineage: Eukaryota; Metazoa; Chordata; Mammalia; Lagomorpha; Ochotonidae. The coding region runs from base 1 to 1593 and encodes 530 amino acids. Gene Ontology annotation, molecular function: UDP-glycosyltransferase activity.
AUGUCUACCAGGUGGAUUUCAGUUCUGCUGCUGCUGCUACAGCUCAGUUGCCACUUCAGCGCCGUGGGAUGUGGAAAGGUGUUGGUGUGGCCGAUGGAUUUCAGUCACUGGAUCAAUAUGAAGCUCAUCCUGGAUGAACUGGUGCAGAGGGGACAUGAGGUGACUGUUCUCAAAUCUUCAGUUUCUGUUCUGCUUGAUCACAGUGAAUCUUCAGCUAUUGAGUAUGAGACUUUUCCUGCAUCCAUACCCAAAGAUGUGUAUGAGAAGACUUUCUCGAAUGAUAUAAUGAAACAUGUUUAUGAAUUACAUAAAUAUUCAUUUUGGAAUUUUUUUUCAAAACUUCAACAAAUGCAAUAUGAAGUUUCUGAUUUUUUUCAAAUUAUGUGUAGGGAUGCAGUUUUAAAUAAAAAACUUGUGACAAAGCUGAAAGAAUCGAGGUUUGAUGUUAUUUUUGCAGAUGCCCUGUGUCCCUGUGGUGAGCUGCUGGCUGAGCUACUUAAAGUCCCCUUUCUGUACACACACCGACUCUUUCUAGGCUACAAGUAUGAAAAGUACAGCGGAGGACUUUUGUUUCCCCCUUCCUAUGUGCCUACCACCAUGUCGGAAUUAACUGAUAAAAUGACAUUCAUGGAGAGAGUAAAAAAUAUGCUAUAUGUGCUUUAUUUUGACUUUUGGCUUCAAAUUUAUAAUGAGAAGAAAUGGGAUCAAUUUUACAGUGAAGUGCUGGGAAGACCCACUAAACUAACUGAAUUAAUGGGGAAAGCUGAAAUGUGGCUCAUUAGAACCUAUUGGGACCUGGAAUUUCCUCGCCCACUCUUACCAAGUGUUGAUUUUGUUGGAGGGCUCCACUGCAGACCUGCCAAACCCCUGCCUAAGGAGUUGGAAGACUUUGUUCAGAGCUCUGAAAAGGAGGGAGUUGUGUUGUUUUCUCUGGGCUCAAUGAUCAGUAACCUGACAGAAGAGAGGGCCAAUGUGAUCGCAUCAGCGCUUGCCCAGCUUCCACAAAAGGUUCUGUGGAGAUACAAUGGCAAGAAACCGGGUACCUUAGGACCCAACACUCAGCUCCUUCCUUGGAUUCCUCAGAAUGACCUUCUCGGUCACCCGAAAACCAGAGCUUUCAUCACUCAUGGUGGAACCAACGGCAUCUAUGAGGCGAUUCACCAUGGUGUGCCCUUGGUGGGCAUUCCUUUGUUUGGGGAUCAGUUUGAUAACAUCGCUCAGAUGAAGGCCAAGGGAGCUGCUGUUAAAGUCAACCUAAUCACAAUGUCAAGUGCAGAUUUGCUCAGUGCAGUGAAGAUAGUCAUUAAUGAUCCUUCAUAUAAAGAGAAUGCGAUGACAUUAUCACGGAUUCACCACGAUCAGCCCAUGAAGCUCCUGGACCGAGCUGUCUUCUGGAUCGAGCAUGUCAUGCGCCACAAAGGAGCCAAACACCUUCGGGUUGCAGCCCACGACCUCACCUGGUACCAGUACCACUCUCUGGAUGUGAUUGGGUUCCUGCUGGCCUGUGUGGCCACUGCUGCACUCAUCAUCAUAAAAUGCUGUCUCUUUUGUUACCGGAUGCUUGUUAAAACUGUUAAGAGCAAAAGGGACUAG